Triticum turgidum subsp. durum (durum wheat) is the source of this 2481-nucleotide messenger RNA. NCBI's taxonomy places the organism in Eukaryota, Viridiplantae, Streptophyta, Magnoliopsida, Poales, Poaceae. The record is from the annotation of a GenBank genome assembly.
AUGUCCGUCGCGGCCGCGGCCGCCUCCCUCGUCGCCUCCUCUUCGCUCUCCGAGAAAUCCUCCUCUGCGUUUACUGAGGAGGAAGCCAGGAAGUUCGGGCUCAACGGGAGCGCGAGCAGGCUCGGGUACGACGAUGCCGCGGUGGAGGCGUACCUCGGGUCCAACGGCAACGGAAACAGCAACAGCAACAGGAGUGCGAGUGGGAGUGGGAACGGCGCGAGCGUGAAGCCCGUGCCAUCCGGGUCUGGCACUUCUGUGGUAUCCGGCCGUGGGCCGGGUGAGGAUGAGAGGAGGAAGGAGAGAGUGGAGGAGAUAGGCAGGGAGGACGCAUGGUUUAAGCGAAGCGACGGAGAGGCCAUGCCCAAGGUGUCUGUUGUUCCUGGUGGUCGUUGGAAUCGGUUUAAAACCUAUUCAACGAUUCAAAGAACCUUGGAGAUAUGGGGCUCUGUCUUCGCAUUUAUAUUCAAGGUUUGGCUCAACAACCAGAAGUUCACUUAUCGAGGGGGGAUGACGGAAGAGAAAAGGGUAAUGAGGAGGAAAGUUCUUGCCAAGUGGCUCAAGGAGAGUAUUUUGAGAUUAGGCCCCACAUUUAUUAAAAUAGGACAGCAAUUCUCCACCAGGGUGGAUAUUCUUCCAAAAGAAUAUGUGGAUCAAUUAUCUGAAUUGCAGGAUCAGGUCCCUCCAUUCCCUUCAGAGACAGCUGUGUCAACUAUUGAAGAAGAGCUGGGAGCAUCUGUAAAUGAGAUAUUUGAACGAUUUGACGUUGAACCAUUAGCUGCUGCUAGCCUCGGCCAGGUUCAUCGGGCAAGCCUAAAUGGCCAAGAAGUUGUACUCAAGGUGCAAAGGCCUGGUCUGAAAGAGCUGUUUGAUAUUGAUCUGAAGAAUUUAAGGGCAAGUCUCUUAAAAGUAAUAGCAGAAUACCUUCAGAAAGUGGAUCCCAAGUCAGAUGGUGCCAAGAGAGACUGGGUUGCUAUUUAUGAUGAAUGUGCAAAUGUAUUAUAUCAGGAAAUAGACUAUACCAAAGAAGCAUUUAAUGCUGAAAAGUUUGCUGAAAACUUCAAAAAUAUGGAUUAUGUGAAGGUUCCAGAAAUUUACUGGGAGUAUACUACACCUCAGGUUCUAACAAUGGAGUAUGUCCCAGGAAUCAAAAUAAAUAGGAUACAGCAGAUAGAUAAGUUAGGGCUUGAUCGGAAAAGGUUAGGCCGGUAUGCUGUUGAGUCCUACCUUGAGCAGAUUUUAUCGCAUGGAUUUUUCCACGCCGACCCGCAUCCAGGGAACAUUGCUGUUGAUGAUGCCAAUGGUGGGAGGCUUAUCUUCUAUGACUUUGGGAUGAUGGGAAGUAUUAGCCCAAAUAUCCGCGAAGGACUGCUUGAAGUAUUUUAUGGAGUUUAUGAAAAAGAUCCUGAUAAAGUGCUUCAAGCAAUGGUUCAAAUGGGUGUCCUUGUUCCUACUGGAGAUAUGACAGCCGUCAGAAGAACAGCUCAAUUUUUCCUGGAUAGCUUUGAAGAGCGUCUAGCUGCACAAAGGAAAGAGAGAGAGAUGGCAACCGUGGAACCUGGAUUUAAAAAACAAUUAUCUAAGGAGGAAAAGUUUGAAAAGAAGAAGCAGAGACUUGCAGCUAUCGGAGAGGAUCUUUUGGCAAUUGCUGCUGAUCAACCAUUUCGGUUUCCUGCCACCUUUACAUUUGUGGUCAGAGCAUUCUCAGUACUGGAUGGUAUUGGGAAAGGUUUAGAUCCUAGAUUUGAUAUUACAGAGAUUGCUAAGCCUUAUGCCAUGGAGUUGCUCAGAUUUAAUGAAGCUGGUGUUGAAGAUGCAAGGAAGCGAUGGGACAGGCAAUCUCGUGCAUUCUACAAUGUGUUCCGUCAACCUGACAGAGUUGAAAAACUUGCACAGAUUAUUGAGCGUUUGGAGCAAGGUGAUCUCAAGCUUCGUGUCAGAGCAUUAGAAUCAGAAAGAUCGUUUCAAAGAGUUGCCGCUGUACAGAAAACAAUUGGAUAUGGAGUGGCUGCCGGGAGUUUGGUAAACCUCGCUACCAUUCUGCACCUCAAUUCGAUCCGGAUGCCAGCAACCAUCGGAUACUGUCUUUGUGCGUUCUUUGGGCUACAAAUCCUGCUUGGCGUUCUCAAGCUGAGUGAAGGGCUGUGGAGUCCACGUGUCUUUUCUAAUGGCAAAAGCGCUCGCCGGCCAACACUGACCCUAGUCGCCAUGGGUGGCUUCUUCGACAAGGGAAAGCCUGGGCCGGCUUGUCGCACGGUCGUGCCAAGAAAGGAGGGCUCACCGGCCACAGGACCGGUUAUACAUUUCCGUGCACCGGGCGCAGUACCACUGCCGUGGCCGAAUGUCAACCUCCCGCACAAUUGGCAUCUCGACCCCCACCACAUCCCGGAGUGGGUGCGUGCAGAGGAGAUCCGCAAACGGCAUGUCAUCCUCACGCUGGAGCAGCGCACCGACUCGGCGUACGCGACAGUUAGUCCUAACUGA